This is a messenger RNA of Brassica napus (rape), 6363 nucleotides long. RefSeq names its product glutamate receptor 3.3-like. The coding region runs from base 364 to 3153 and encodes 929 amino acids. Gene Ontology annotation, molecular function: glutamate-gated receptor activity. The transcript is spliced from 7 exons. Lineage: Eukaryota; Viridiplantae; Streptophyta; Magnoliopsida; Brassicales; Brassicaceae. The record is from RefSeq and is a predicted model, not a curated record. Gene Ontology annotation, cellular component: plasma membrane.
UAUAAGAAAUCAGUAGAGAAAAGAAGACACAAGUUUGAAAAUUCCCAUAAAGCCAUUGAAAGGUAGGUUUAUUUAUUGGCUAAAGAAAUGAAAAAGGGAAGCAAAGAGACACGUGAAUGUCUGUAUAUUUUCUCACUUCUUUGAAGAAUAUGAGGUUGGGAGUAAUCUGAAUUCAUCAGCGGAUCUGAUUCCGUCACUUUGUUGUUGCCUCUUUCUUCUCCUUCUUCAAUUCUUCGUCUUCUCUCUCUCUCUGCUCGAUAUUCAUAUUUGGUUUAUUAGUUGGCUUUCAUAAGCAACAAAAAAAAAAAAAAUCAAAGAAAGUCAACAACUUUCUUUGUUUUCUCUUCAGUCUUUGUAGCAGAGAUGAAGCUACUCUGGUCUUUUUUGUUCUUGUCUUGUCUCUGUCUUGGAUUUUUGGGACACGGGUAUUCUGAGAAACCAGAAGUUGUCAAAAUCGGUUCAAUAUUCAGUUUCAACUCAGUGAUUGGCAAAGUUGCCAAGAUUGCGAUUGAGGAGGCAGUGAAAGAUGUGAAUUCAAACCCGGACAUCCUCGUAGGGACACGUCUUCAAGUUUCAAUGCAGAACUCAAACUGCAGCGGUUUUAUGGGCAUGGUUGAAGCAUUGAGGUUUAUGGAGAAAGACAUAGUUGGAAUCAUAGGACCACAAUGUUCUGUAGUUGCUCAUAUGAUAUCUCACAUGGCGAACGAGCUACGGGUGCCUCUUCUCUCAUUUGCUGUUACAGAUCCUGUAAUGUCGCCUCUCCAGUUCCCUUAUUUCAUUAGGACGAGCCAGAGCGACUUAUACCAAAUGGAGGCUAUUGCUUCGAUUGUAGACUUGUACGGUUGGAAAGAAGUGAUUGCUGUGUUUGUGGAUGAUGACUACGGAAGGAAUGGUGUUGCUGCACUUAACGAUAAGCUUGCGAGUCGGAGGUUGAGAAUCACUUACAAGGCGGGUUUACAUCCUGACAAUGCGGUGAAUAAGAAUGAGAUCAUGAACAUGCUCAUCAAGAUCAUGUUGCUUCAGCCAAGAAUCAUUGUGAUUCAUGUCUACUCGGAGUUGGGUUUUGCGGUUUUCAAGGAAGCUAAGUAUCUUGGAAUGAUGGGUAAUGGGUACGUUUGGAUCGCUACGGAUUGGCUGUCUACUACUCUUGACUCUUCCUCUCCGCUUCCCUCUGAGAGACUUGAGAGUAUUCAAGGUGCUCUUGUUCUGCGUCCGCACACACCUGAUUCAAAACUAAAACGGGAGUUUUUCGCGAGGUGGCGUAAGAAUCCUGAUGCUCCUCUGGCUCUUCACACGUACGGUCUCUACGCUUAUGAUUCGGUUAUGCUCUUAGCUCGUGCUUUGGAUAAGUACUUCAAACACGGUGGGAAAAUAUCCUUUUCUAAUGACUCAAUGCUUGAUGCUCUGGGGAAAAGCGGGAGUCUCAACUUAGAAGCGAUGACCGUCUUUGAUGGUGGAGAGGCUCUGCUUAAGGAUAUCCUUGGAACACAUAUGGUUGGUUUGACAGGGCAGCUUCAGUUUACUACAGAUAGGUCUCGGAUCCGACCGGCUUAUGAUAUCAUCAAUGUGGCCGGAACCGGUGUUCGCCAAAUAGGCUACUGGUCGAAUCAUUCUGGUUUAUCAGUUUUGCCACCUGAGUCACUCACGAAACCAAAUAUGUCAGCAAGUCAGAAGCUAAGACAUGUGAUCUGGCCGGGAGAAGCGUUUCAAAAGCCACGGGGGUGGGCUUUUUCGAACAAUGGGAAAGAGCUUAAGAUCGGUGUGCCUCGCCGCGUAAGUUACAAGGAGUUUGUCUCGCAGAUUCGUGGAACGGAGUAUAUGUUCAAAGGGUUCUGCAUUGAUGUCUUCACAGCUGCAGUGAAUCUCUUACCAUACGCAGUCCCUGUCAAGUUUAUCCCUUAUGGAAACGGAAAGGAGAAUCCGAGCUACACUCAUAUGGUUGAGAUGAUAACAAGUGGUAAUUUUGAUGGGGUAGUGGGUGAUAUUGCCAUCGUAACAAACCGGACAAAGAUUGUAGACUUUACACAACCGUAUGCAGCAUCUGGACUAGUAGUUGUUGCUCCUUUUAAGAAACUCAACUCAGGAGCUUGGGCUUUCCUCCGACCUUUCAAUCGACUUAUGUGGGCAGUCACGGCUUGUUGCUUUCUCUUUGUCGGCAUUGUUGUUUGGAUCUUGGAGCAUCGGAUUAACGAUGAAUUCAGAGGCCCGCCUAAGAGGCAAUGCGUCACAAUUCUCUGGUUUAGCUUCUCGACCAUGUUUUUCGCGCAUAGAGAGAAUACAGUGAGUACACUUGGGCGGUUGGUUCUGAUCAUAUGGCUGUUUGUUGUACUAAUAAUCAACUCAAGCUACACCGCUAGUCUCACAUCAAUCCUGACGGUUCAGCAGCUCUCGUCACCAAUCAAGGGAAUUGACAGCCUUAGAGAAAUGGAUGAUCGGAUUGGGUACCAGGUGGGUUCGUUUGCAGAGCGUUAUCUGAGGGAUGAGCUUAACAUAUCAGAGUCAAGGCUCGUCCCGCUUGGUUCACCUGAAGCUUAUGCCAAAGCUUUAAAAGAUGGACCAAGAAAAGGAGGUGUUGCGGCAAUUGUGGACGAGCGUCCUUAUGUUGAACUCUUCCUCUCCAGCAAUUGCGCUUAUAGGAUCGUUGGUCAGGAGUUCACCAAAAGUGGCUGGGGAUUUGCAUUUCCUAGAGACUCUCCUCUAGCAAUAGAUCUGUCAACAGCGAUCUUGGAGUUGGCAGAGAACGGGGAUCUGCAGAGGAUCCAUGAUAAGUGGCUGAUGAAGAACGCAUGCACCCUAGAGAACGCAGAACUUGAAUCAGACAGGCUUCAUCUGAAAAGCUUCUGGGGACUGUUUCUCAUAUGUGGAGUUGCAUGUGUCCUCUCUCUCUUCCUCUACUUUGUUCAGAUCAUCCGUCAGCUCUACAAUGGAAAGCCAAGCGAGGAAGAAGAAGAUGCCAUUGGGAGAGAGAAUCAUGACUCCUCGUCCUUGCGGUCUACUCGUCUGCAGAGAUUCUUGUCGCUCAUGGAUGAGAAAGAAGACGUGUCCAAGGCGGGAAGCAAGAAGAGAAAGAUCGAUGGAUCAGUGAAUGAUAAUUCAGUAUCGAGACAUUCACGGCGACUUGACAGCUUCAAUUCGGUUAAUCCAUUAGAUUGAAAGUUUAGUUACAGAAGAUUCUUUAAGGCAUCAAAACCGUUUAUAGUAUCAAAAGUGUAUCCAACUUGUGCAUUCCCUGAUUCUGUAAUCUUUUAAUCUUAUUAGGAGUUCUUCAAAACAAGUGUAUGUGACAUGUUUAUGGAAGCAUUAAAGGCAAUAUUAAUUUUUUUUAGAGUAGCUGUACCAAGUUCAAUACGGUAAAAAUAAAUGAGUAGCUACAUCGUCUGACAAACUCUCAACAACCACACACAAGCUUAUGGCUAACGAUCUGAAACGUACCGUGAAAAUUAAAUGAUGAGGGACCAGUCGUUGUCUCUUUCAGAGUAUGAGAGCUCAGGCACAAGGCCACGACAUUCUCAAACCUCAUCCAAUCCCUUCAGACAAUACCAAUAAUGAAAACCUAUCACUAAUCCCCACCACAAACACACACACACAAAAAAAAAAGAUUAUUGAUUUCAUUUCCCCAAUUAAACCCUCGUCCUGCUGCUUAUCCUUCUUCGUCCAGAGACGGAAAAAAAAACACAAAUUAAUGGCGGCUGAAUAUUCCGGUAGCCGAAGUUCCAACACACAGCUUCUCGCUGAACUCGAAGCCCUAAGUGAAAAUCUUUACCAGAAACCUCAGGCUCCAGUUGGUCGCAGAACUAACUCUCUCGCUCUCCCUCGCAGCUCCGUUCCGUCCCUCGUGACCUCUGCCGAGGAUGUGACGGUACCGAAACCACGGUCUCGGCGUUUGUCUCUGUCUCCAUGGCGGUCGAGACCCAAGCUUGAGGCAGAGGAGGAAGAGAAUAUGACUCAGAAGAUAAGCAUCAAGACACCAGAAGAGUCUUCAUUGGUGGGAUCCAAAGCCAAGGAAGAGAGAAAAGGGAUAUGGAACUGGAAACCCAUUCGCGGGCUGGCCCGAAUCGGAAUGCAGAAGCUGAGCUGUUUGUUGUCGGUCGAGGUCGUGGCGGCCCAGAAUCUACCGGCGUCGAUGAACGGUCUACGACUCGGGGUUUGCGUGAGGAAGAAGGAAACCAAAGAUGGCGCUGUCCAGACGAUGCCGUGUCGGGUUUCUCAAGGAUCUGCCGAUUUCGAGGAGACGCUGUUCAUCAAGUGCCACGUGUACUACUCGCCGGCUAAUGGGAAAGGUGCUCCGGCGAAGUUUGAGGCUCGGCCGUUUUUGGUUUAUCUAUUCGCGGUGGAUGCUAAGGAGCUUGAGUUUGGAAGGAACAUGGUGGAUUUGAGCGAUUUAAUCCAGGAAUCUGUGGAGAAGAUGAGUUAUGAAGGAGCUAGGGUUAGGCAAUGGGAUAUGAGCUGGGGGCUUUCAGGUAAAGCCAAAGGGGGUGAACUGGUUCUCAAAUUAGGGUUUCAGAUCAUGGAAAAAGAUGGUGGAGCUGGCAUUUACGGUAAACAAGGUGAAUUAGGGAUUAAACCGAGCAGCAAACCGAAGCAUUUCUCCGGUUCCUUUGGGCGAAAGCAAUCAAAAACUUCGUUCAGUGUCCCGAGCCCAAAGAUGACUAGCCAGAGCCAGACAUGGACGCCAGCAAGUGGCGUGGAGGCUGCGUCUGAUCUUCAAAGAAUUGAGCAUCUGAAUCUGGAUGAACCGGAGGAGAAACCAGCUCCGAAAACAGAGGAACCAGAACAGAGAGUUGAAGAAGAUGAUCAAGAGCCUGAUUUUGAGGUUGUUGACAAAGGAGAAGACCAAGAACCUGAAUUUGAAGUUGUGGACAAAGGAGUCGAGUUUGAUGACGACAUGGAAACUGAGAAAUCAGAUGGAACCAUAGGUGAGAGAUCCUUUGAGAUGAAGGAGCAACAUGUUAAUGUUGAUGAUCCACGGCACAUGAUAAGACUAACGGAGUUAGAUUCUAUUGCAAAGCAGAUCAAAGCGCUUGAAUCUAUGAUGAAAGAUGAUAGUAACGGUGCUGAAGGUGAGGAGUCACCAAGGCUCGAUGAAGAGGAGCAGACUGUGACAAAGGAGUUCCUUCAGUUACUUGAGGAUGAAGAAUCCGAGAAUCUCAAAUUCUACCAGCACAAAAUGGAGAUCUCCGAGCUGCGAUCUGGCGAAUCAGCAGGCGAAGAAUCUGACAAUUACCUCUCAGAUCUUGGGAAAGGCAUCGGUUGUGUUGUUCAGACAAGGGACGGCGGAUACUUAGUUUCUAUGAACCCUUUUGAUACGGUGGUCAUGAGGAAGGACACUCCUAAGCUCGUAAUGCAAAUCUCGAAACAGAUCGUGGUACUACCUGAAGCCGGAUCAGCGACUGGAUUCGAAUUGUUUCAUAGAAUGGCGGGUUCGGGUAAGGAACUUGACUCAAAGAUAUGUUUGCUUAUGGCGAUGGACGAGCUUAUGGGGAAAACAGGGGAACAAGUGGCUUUCGAAGGUAUAGCGUCAGCGAUCAUACAAGGGAGGAACAAAGAGCGAGCGAACACAAGCGCAGCGCGAACUGUUGCGGCUGUUAAAACGAUGGCUAACGCUAUGAACAGCGGAAGAAGAGAGAGGAUAAUGACAGGAAUCUGGAACGUGGAGGAGAAUCCAUUGGCUUCAGCUGAGGAGGUUUUAGCUGUUUCUUUACAGAAACUUGAAGAGAUGGUGAUCGAAGGACUAAAGAUUCAAGCUGAUAUGGUGGAGGAUGAUGCUCCUUUUGAGGUUUCCGCUGCCAAAGGCCAGCCAAAUCCACUUGAGUCGACCAUCCCGCUCGACGAGUGGCUCAAGGAGAAUCGCAAGCAGAAAACGUUGACCGUUUUUGCGACAGUGCAGCUCCGGGACCCAACAAGGAGAUAUGAGGCAGUGGGAGGGACAGUUGUCGUGGCGGUGCAGGCUGAAGAUCAGGAGGAUGGACUAAAAGUGGGAAGCUUGCACGUUGGGGGAGUGAAGAGCAAUGGGGCGGAGAAGCGAAGGUUGACUGCGGCGCAGUGGCUUGUGGAGUAUGGUAUGGGUAAGAAAGGUAAGAAGAAGAGUAAUGUUAAGAGGAAGGAGAAAGAAGAAGAAGAUGAAGAAUUGUUGUGGAGCUUGUCGUCUAGAGUUAUGGCGGAUAUGUGGCUAAAAUCUAUAAGGAACCCUGAUGUGAAGUUGCACAGUUGAGGUUGAGAAUUUCACAUUACAGAAUAAGAUGCAUAUGUACAAAAGGUUAUUUUCGCUUUGUUAUUUAUAGCUAUUUGAGCAGAACUUGUCUACUCUCUAAAUUUGAUCGUUCUUUGUCAAUUGGUAAAGACUACGGGUGGGCACUUCGGUUA